Molecule: messenger RNA, 519 nt
Organism: Paralichthys olivaceus (Japanese flounder)
Lineage: Eukaryota; Metazoa; Chordata; Actinopteri; Pleuronectiformes; Paralichthyidae
Source: RefSeq, a predicted model, not a curated record
CUUUCACAGAACUACGGCGUGGAGUCCGACAACCUGAAGACUCUGGUGGGGAAGAUGAGAGCGGCUCAUCACAACCUGAGCGGCGCCGUGUCGCAGCGCAGGAAGAACCCCGCCUACCACAACAAAAACUCCCAUCAGCCCACCAACGAGUUCCUGACGGCCGUGGUGGAGCUGAUCGGAGCCGCCAAGAGUCUGUUGGCCUGGCUGGACAGGACUCCUCUGACGAGCCCCAACGACUUCACCUCCACCAAAAGCAGGAUCAUCCAGCUCUGCCUGGAGCUCACCUCCACGGUGCAGAAGGACUGUACUGUUUAUGAGAUGGAGGAAAAGAUUCUGGAAGUGGCUUUACUGUCUCGUCAGUGUGAUGCUGAUGAUAUGAGACCGCUCAGGCCUCAGGCCGCUGCACCGUCCUGUCGGUGACACGGCUCAGUGUCUCUCACUCGGAGGUCAGAGGUCGGACGGCUUCAGUGGGUUCAGACCUCCACGCUGACAAAAACAUAUUCUCAUUAAAAAGAUGAU